UCGCGCUGCGCAGGCGCGGACUCUCCUUGUCAGUCGGCGCCUCGUGCGGGCGGUAGCUCAGCAGCAGCGGCGGCUCGUCUUCAGCACCAUGAGUAGCUUCAACAGCGAGGAGCGCGCCGCGCCCUUCACCCUGGAGUACCGCGUCUUCCUCAAAAAUGAAAAAGGGCAGUAUAUAUCUCCAUUUCAUGAUAUUCCAAUUUAUGCAGAUAAGGAUGUGUUCCACAUGGUUGUUGAAGUUCCACGUUGGUCCAAUGCAAAAAUGGAGAUUGCUACCAAGGACCCUUUAAAUCCAAUUAAGCAAGAUGUUAAAAAAGGAAAACUGCGUUAUGUUGCAAAUUUGUUCCCAUAUAAAGGAUAUAUCUGGAAUUAUGGUGCCAUUCCUCAGACAUGGGAAGACCCAGGACACAAUGACAAACAUACUGGGUGCUGUGGUGACAAUGACCCAAUUGAUGUUUGUGAAAUUGGAAGCAAGGUAUGUGCAAGAGGUGAGAUAAUCAGAGUGAAAGUUCUGGGCAUAUUGGCUAUGAUCGAUGAAGGAGAAACCGACUGGAAAGUCAUUGCCAUUAAUGUGGAUGAUCCUGAUGCAGCCAAUUACAAUGAUAUUAGUGAUGUUGAACGGCUGAAACCUGGGUACCUAGAAGCUACUGUGGACUGGUUUAGAAGGUACAAGGUUCCUGAUGGAAAACCAGAAAAUGAGUUUGCUUUCAAUGCAGAAUUUAAAGAUAAGGAAUUUGCAGUUGAUAUUAUUAAAAGCACUCAUGACUAUUGGAAAGCAUUAGUGACUAAGAAAACAGAUGGAAAAGGAAUCAGUUGCAUGAAUACAACCGUAUCUGACAGCCCCUUCAAGUGUGAUCCUGAUGCUGCCAAGGCCAUUGUGGAUGCUUUACCACCACCAUGUGAAUCUGCCUGCACAGUACCCACAGAUGUGGAUAAGUGGUUCCAUCACCAGAAGAACUGAUACAAUUUCUCUGGAGUACAAACUGAUUUUCUGUAUCCUAUUCAUCUGCAAGUAUUAGGAGCAAAAGUGGUAGCUUUUCAAAGCUUUAAAUUUAUAGACUCAUCUGACUAAUGCAAAUUAUGCUGUGAAUCUAUUCAGAAUGUUCUGUCUGGAGGCAUUUUACAUAAGUCAACUGAAGUUAACUAUAGUACAUCUUAGCUGUGGGGGAGCAGUGGUGGUUUGGGAGUCAUUUGUGAACAGAUGUGCAGUAUGAACACUGGUGGGGCCUAAGUACGUGUGUGCCAUGUGUUAGGAAAUAAAGUUAUUUUGCUGAAA
Messenger RNA from Perognathus longimembris pacificus (Pacific pocket mouse), 1273 nucleotides. RefSeq names its product inorganic pyrophosphatase 1 (gene Ppa1). Gene Ontology annotation, cellular component: cytoplasm; extracellular exosome. Gene Ontology annotation, biological process: phosphate-containing compound metabolic process. Lineage: Eukaryota; Metazoa; Chordata; Mammalia; Rodentia; Heteromyidae. Gene Ontology annotation, molecular function: magnesium ion binding; inorganic diphosphate phosphatase activity. The record is from RefSeq and is a predicted model, not a curated record. Bases 89 to 958 code for a protein of 289 amino acids. The transcript is spliced from 11 exons.